AUGGCUCCUCCCAGCGUGUUAAUGGUGGGCACGGGCGAGUACACCACCGGCUUUGUCGGAGGUGGUGCCUCGGGCUCAGAUAAAAAAGUCGGCGUGGUCGGACUGACCAUGUUUGACUUGCGCCGACGAGGCAAAGUCGGUGAUCUCAGCAUGGUGGGCGUCUCCGGCAAAAAGUACCCCGGCAUCCGUGAUCAUCUGCACCGCAACAUUUGCCAAGUAUACAAUGGGCUGGAUACCUCCUUCACCUCGUAUCCAGCCGAUGAUCAAACCGAUCCAGACGCCUACAAGACGGCUAUUGAUGCCCUCCCCAAGGGUUCCGCAAUCACCAUUUUCACCCCAGACUCGACCCAUUUCCCAAUCGCUCUGUACGCGAUCGAACGAGGCCACCACGUCCUCAUCACGAAGCCCGCCACGCAACGGCUCGAGGACCACCUCACACUGGUAGAAGCCGCCCACAAAGCUGGAGUCUUCGUCUUCGUCGAGCACCACAAGCGAUUCGACCCCGCUUAUUCGGACGCGCGGGCCAAGGCCCGCUCGCUCGGCGAUUUCAAUUACUUCUACAGCUAUAUGAGCCAGCCGAAGAGUCAAUUGGAGACCUUCAAGGCGUGGGCGGGUCGUGACUCGGAUAUCUCGUACUACUUGAAUUCCCACCACAUCGAUAUCUGCGAGAGCAUGGUACCGGAGUAUACGCCUGUGCGAGUGACUGCGACUGCCUCGCAGGGAACCGCCGCGGCAGUGGGCUGUGUGCCUGAGACGGAAGACACCAUCACUCUGCUGGUGGAGUGGCGCAAGAAAGAUGACCCCUCGAAGAUUGCCACGGGCGUGUACACGGCCAGCUGGACUGCGCCUCUGAAUGCGGGUGUGCAUUCCAACCAGUACUUCCAUUACAUGGCUGCCAAUGGCGAGAUUCGCGUGAACCAAGCCAAGCGCGGAUACGACGUCACAAGCGACGAGCAAGGACUGAUGUGGUACAAUCCAUUCUACAUGCGUUAUGCUCCCGAUGAAGAGGGCAACUUUGCCGGCCAGACCGGCUAUGGAUACAUCAGUUUCGAAAAGUUCAUUGACGCCGUGACGGCGGUGAAUGAGGGCCGGGUCACUCUGGAUCAGCUGGAUGCUCGUCCCCUGCCUACGUUGAAGAACACCAUUGGAACUACGGCCAUUUUAGACGCCGGUCGCAAGUCGCUGGACGAACGGCGCCCUGUGGACAUCAUCUGUGAUGGUGGGAAGUGGCAGUUGAAGUAG
Molecule: messenger RNA, 1242 nt
Organism: Penicillium diatomitis
Lineage: Eukaryota; Fungi; Ascomycota; Eurotiomycetes; Eurotiales; Aspergillaceae
Product: Gfo/Idh/MocA family protein
Exons: 5
Coding region: 1-1242 (413 amino acids)
Biological process (GO): NADPH regeneration
Cellular component (GO): cytoplasm
Molecular function (GO): oxidoreductase activity; nucleotide binding
Source: RefSeq, a predicted model, not a curated record